Cucurbita maxima (winter squash) is the source of this 1727-nucleotide messenger RNA. Its product is annotated as polyadenylate-binding protein RBP47-like. Gene Ontology annotation, molecular function: mRNA binding. Gene Ontology annotation, cellular component: cytosol. Bases 242 to 1537 code for a protein of 431 amino acids. Lineage: Eukaryota; Viridiplantae; Streptophyta; Magnoliopsida; Cucurbitales; Cucurbitaceae. The record is from RefSeq and is a predicted model, not a curated record. The transcript has 6 exons.
CAUUCACAAUAAAACCUCUUUCUCAUUCCCAAUCUCCUCCUCUUUCUCUCCUUUCUUUCUCUCUCCUUCAACAGCAUCACUCUCUCUCUCUCUCUCUCCAACCUGGUCUUACUCCUUUGCAUCCAACCGGAGCCGUCGUUUCUCGCUUAAUCUCGUCGUCGGAGAGAGAAGAAAGAAGGAGACGGAGACGGAGAAGGAGACGUAUACGUAUACGGACGGAUACGGAGACUGUUUGAAGAUCAUGGCCCAGCCGUCCAAUGGAGCUGAUCUCAAUCCCCAGGCCCCCCACCCCCACCAACAAUGGUUUCAACAACAACAACAGUAUCAACAGCAAUGGAUGGCGAUGCAGUACCCCGCAGCCGCCAUGGCCAUGAUGCAUCAACAACAGAUGAUGAUGUACCCUCCUCAGCAUUACAUGACGUAUUCUCACCUUCCUUAUCAACAGCAGCCGCCGCCGUUGCAGCAGCAGCAGCAACAGCAAGCUCAGUCGCAGCGACCUCGCAGACAGGGGUCCACGGACGAGGUUAAGACGCUUUGGAUUGGUGAUCUUCAGCCUUGGAUGGACGAGACCUAUCUCCACAAUUGUUUCGCUCACAUCGGCGAGGUUUUCUCUGUUAAGGUUAUAUGCAAUAAGCAAACUGGUCAAUCUGAGGGCUAUGGAUUUGUUGAGUUCUAUUCGCAUGCAACAGCUGAUAAGGUAUUGCAGAAUUAUAAUGGAGCUAUAAUGCCUAACACAGAUCUGCCUUUUCGUCUCAAUUGGGCAACCUUUAGUGGAAGUGAUAGGCGACCGGACACUGGGUCUGACCUAUCUAUAUUUGUUGGUGAUUUGGCUGCUGAUGUAACUGAUGCUAUGCUGCAAGAAACUUUUUCUAGUAAAUACACAUCUGUUAAGGGAGCCAAGGUUGUUAUUGAUUCAAAUUCAGGUCGUUCAAAAGGUUACGGAUUUGUCAGGUUUGGUGAUGAAAGUGAAAGGACAAGGGCUGUCACUGAAAUGAAUGGGAUAUAUUGUUCAAGUAGACCCAUGCGCAUUGGUGUUGCAACACCAAAGAAAGCAUCUGGAUAUCAACAAGGUUAUUCAUCACAAGCUUUGGUAUUGGCUGGUGGACAUGCAAAUGGCAUGGCUGUUCAGGGUUCACAAUCAGAUGGUGAAUCGAACAACACGACUAUAUUUGUUGGUGGCCUUGAUUCUGAUGUUAGUGACGAAGAUCUCAGGCAACCUUUCUCUAAAUUUGGUGAGAUUGUCUCUGUGAAAAUCCCGAUUGGAAAAGGAUGUGGAUUUGUGCAAUUUGCCAACAGAAAGAAUGCUGAGGAUGCAAUACAGGGACUGAAUGGUACAGUUAUCGGCAAGCAAACUGUUCGUCUUUCUUGGGGUCGCAGUACAGGGAACAAGCAGUGGAGAGGUGAUUCUAAUAACCAAUGGAAUGGGGGACGUUAUGGAGGGCAAGGCUAUGGUGGCUAUGGUGGUUACUACUCUAUACCACAGCAUCAGGACGCAAACAUGCAUGCCGCAGCUGCCGCAGUCAAUGGGACAUCUUGAGAAGGACAUGGCCAUUGCCAUUGCCACCGUCAAACUAAAAUCUGAGCAUUCAAAACACAGAUCUAUUAGCUAUCAAUAUAUACAUUGACUUGGUAAUAGCGAGAACUUAUUUAAGUUGUGGUUAGCUGAAUCUUUAUUUGCUGAAUUAUAUGGCUUCAUAACAUUAUUAGUUACUGCCUUGCUCGAGUCA